AUGCCUGACGCUGAAUAUGACUCAUCUCCCGACGUCGAACCAACCCAAACGCAAUUUGAUCCCGAUGGCGAAGGAGACUUGUGGGAAGUCGAGAAGAUCUUGGCGGAGAAGGGGAAUAAGUAUCUAGUGAAGUGGGCCGGUACAGACAAUACAGGAAAGCCAUGGCCGAACAGCUGGGUCUUCAAGAAGGAUACCACGGACGAUCUUAUUCAAGACUGGAAACGCAAGAAGGAGGAGAAUAAGAGGAAAAAGACUGUCGCAACCAAAAAACGAGGUUCGUCAACAUCGUCGAAGACAACCAAACGCGCCGCGAGUACAUCUACUACAUCUACGACGCGUCGAACGCGUCAAUCCGUUGUAGGUGCAUCGACCUCGCCCCUGAAACCGCGUCCACUGGCCAAGGUGCCCAGCUCUCGCGCCAGCCCCGCGAGUGUGCGCGAUGAGUCGCCGUCUCCACACAAACGUCGAAGGAACACGAGCGGUAGUCUGGGCGCCGGUUUGGAGUCACCAGAAGCCGAGCUAUCCCGCCCGCGCAAGAAGCGGAAGCUGGAAAUUGAGGUUAUGCAACCACCUCCCCGGUAUUCAUCAGAGGAUGAAGAAGAGGCGGGGACAGUGUCAGAAGAGGACGAGGACGAUGAGGAUGACGAAUCUACGGGGCGCGUCGUACCUAUCACGAAGGUUGGUCCGCCACGGAAUGUGAAGCGACGUCGGAAGACGCAGGCCACCGUGCACACUUCCCCUCCUCCAGACCGUUAUCCUCCCGAUCUUCCUGUUCGCCGCAAGCCGUCACCUCCGGCCAAACGAUACCACGCACCCAACUCUCAGUCUCAUCGCAAUGGCGAGCCGUCGUCAUCGCGUCUGCCGAAUGGUACGAAGAAGCCUGCAAACGCACCCUCCAAGGCCAGUUCUUCUCGAGCAGCUGCCGAAUCAAUGAAUGCUGCUGGCCCUAGACCGUCGCAUCUCUCUCUUCAGACGAGACAGUUGCUCAUGCAGGAAGAUGAGGAGAACACGCAAGAAGCUCUCGGCAUCAUCCACCCUGUCGUACAGCAGAAUUUUUCCCAGUCUCCUCGGGUGAGCCCUCCUCGUCAAAGAGCGUAUUCAGCAGAGCCGGAGCCAGAACCAGACGGCGAACCUCGACCUAUACGCUCCAACACUGUACAGGGGCACGGUCGACCAACCGCAAACGAUACGUUCAGUCGACUAGGUAUCGUCCCGGAGACGCAGGCCAUGGAGGCUCAGGAUACUCUUGACGAACCUCCCUAUGACCCCACUCAACAUGACCUUACUUCCGAGUUGAGCGUUCUCCGUACACCGCCCCGACGUUUGGAGGGACCACUCAGUCAUCCUGGAAGCGUUCCGUCGGUCGUCUCCAAAAUGAAGAGCAAACGCAAGGGCAAGUCGAAGGAGCUCCAUCCGAUCCCGCGGCUCUCUCCUUCAGAUUUCCGCCCUUACCUACCACAGGAGGAAGAAGACAUUGAGCAGUUCAGCUCUCCGGAGAAGGACGCACGCAGGACUCAACAUGCUGCGCAGCCGCUGACGCAGGAUACGAUCGAGGAAGACUUUAGUCAAGACAUCGACAACUUCAUGGACUGGGAGGGUGGUGCGCAACCUCACGAAGAUCCCUCUGCUUCUCUGCACGAGAAUGGCCCGGAGCUUUCAUUAGGCCCGGAGCUGACGCCACCUGACGCUGGAAGCGGUCCGCGGAAAGCCAUGGAACAGUUGUUGUCCAAGGAGAAGCUAGGCAGGAAUGCUCCGAUCUCUCCUGAGGUCUCAGCUCUGCAGGAGCUGCGGCCUACCAGCACAACACAACAAGCUGAGGCCGACAGCAUGUCGCAGCAACCGUCUAUGCGUAGCAGCCAGAUAGCGGAGCUCAACGCGAUUCUUGAGGAGAAGGACGAGAAGCUGACUCAGCUUGAGGGGCAGAUCGAGGAGCUCCAGGCUCGCAUCUCGGAACUGGAGAACGAGAAUGCCGCGGGCCGCACGAGCUUCGAGACAGAGCUGGAAGUGCUUCGAGCCGAGUCUGGCGAGAAGUCGGAGCAGAUAAGUUUGGUCGAGAGUCAGCUGGUCGAACUGCAAUUGCAGAUGACGCAGCUGACCGCGGACAACAAGAAUCAACGCGCCCAGCAUGAAGUCCAGAUCCGGGAGCUGACCGAAUCCCUCGAGGAGCGCAAUGAGCAAGUGGCACAGCUUGAAGGAGCGCUCGUUGAGCUGCAAGAAGAGGUGGAAGCGAUCGGGGCGGAGAAGGAGAAGUUGGAAGCAGCGCAGGAGUCGACCACUCGCGAAAGCGACGCCAAUCGCGAGGACGAACUCGCCGCUCUUCAGCAGGGUCUUGCUAUCCUGCAAGAAGAACUUGCUAGCGCGCGGCAGCGGCAUAACGAGACGGUCGCUGCGCUCUCCGAUCGCCUCCAGCAAACCAUACAGGAGUGCGAGCGUCGCGUCAAGAGGGCAGAAGACGAUCGUGAUCUAUUCAAGAAGCUGUACGACGAAGCGUCUACGCAUGCGCAGCGCCUCGCGAAGGAGAACAUCGAGCUCGAGGAAGGCAGGCAACGUGCGGAGGACCGUGCUCAGGCUGGGGUAGCGAUGGUCAGGGCGACGUUCAGCGAGCAGGCGAAGGCGUUGCAGUCCGAGAUCGAGCAGCUCAGGGUGCUCAACAAGAUCCUCACGGACAAGGACGAGCGGACGAACGACGAGGUGCGGGCACGUGCCGCACGAGAGCCGGAGUUGCAGGAAGAGAACGUGAAGCUGAGGGGGGAGUUUCAGGACAUGAAGAGGGAGAUGCAGAAGAUGUCGGCGAUCAUUGCGCAGAUGUCGAGCAUCGAAGCCCGGGAGGACAGGCGAGGGGGUGACGAGACUGAUGAGGACGAGGAUUACGUCCCUGAUUCUGACGGAGAAGGGAGCACUACGAGCUCGGGCUCGGAGUCAGGCUCGAGCAGUAGUGAUAGCCAUGGCAGAGCACUGUCUGUCCGAGUCCGCGAGUCUUUGAGCUAUGCUCCCUCCCCUGGUGGAGAGCUGUUAUCCAUUUGCCAGUAUGUGACUGGCGAAGUCAUGUGUAAUCAAACCUUCGCCACCUUCCAGGAGUGCAUCAACCAUGCCAACGACGUUCACUACCCCGAUGUAGAGAUGCUGGAUCUAUGA
This is a messenger RNA of Dichomitus squalens LYAD-421 SS1, 3135 nucleotides long. RefSeq lists its product as uncharacterized. The coding region runs from base 1 to 3135 and encodes 1044 amino acids. The record is from RefSeq and is a predicted model, not a curated record. The transcript is spliced from 7 exons. Lineage: Eukaryota; Fungi; Basidiomycota; Agaricomycetes; Polyporales; Polyporaceae.